AUGGACACUGUUCUCAGCAGCAAACAUAAAAUCUUUGGAAUUGUGGUGGUGCAUCAGGCAUUGGGAUCACAUUCAAGUUUACCUAUGGUUCAUACCUUUAAAAAUGCAUGUGUAGCUGCUUACCCAAGCACUGUGCAAAAUGAUAUCUUGUGGUUUUGGCCAAAUACUGACCCUCAAUUCAAAGAUAUUAUUGCAACAAAAAGACCCCCCUUCAUACCAGUCCUGGAUGAUCCAUCGUAUAGUAGAUCAAUGGCAACCAGAGAUAUUCCUUGUGGGUAUGAGGUGCUGAUUGAAAACCUUAUGGAUCCUUCACAUAUUCCAUAUACACACUAUGGGUUUACGCGUGCACCAAUACAUAUGUUGGGCUUGGUUAACUUAACAGAUAAAGCUGAUAGAGAAGGAGGAAAACCACUUGAAUUGUCAAUUGAAGAGUUUAAUGUCAAUGGUUUCAGAGCUAACCAGGGUUUGUUGUACAAAAGCAAAUUUAUGCCACCAUGCAUUUUUUAUGCAUAUCAUCCUGAUGAAGAUGCUUCAUCUGCUGAAACCCAGAAAUCAUUAGUUAAGAAGAAAUCUGCAGUAGUCGUUGUUUGUAUUCCAGUUAGUCCUGGUAAAAGCAGAUUGAUAUGGAGCUUCCCAAGAAACUAUGGAGUGUGGAUUGACAAAAUUGUACCACGAUGGUUGUUCCAUCUGAGACAUAACCUGAUUCUAGAUUCAGAUUUAUAUCUUCUCCAUCUUGAGGAACAUAAAAUAAUGGAUGUUGGUCAUGCCAAUUGGAAAAAUGCUUGUUUUGUGCCAACAAAGGCAGAUACCUUUGUGAUUGGUUUUAGAAAGUGGUUAAAGAAGUAUGCAGGUGGUCAAGUUGAUUGGAGAGGAAAAUAUAAGGGUGGGGUUCUUCCUCCAACACCUCCUAGAGAACAGCUUUUGGACAGGUACUGGAGCCAUGUUGUGAACUGCAGGAGUUGCAAUUCUGCUUAUAAGAGCCUCAAAGUGGUUGAAGUCAUGUUGCAGAUCAUAUCCGUUGCUUCAAUUGGGAUUUUUGCCACAAUGAAGCAGGGUGGAAUGUCAGUGGUAACAAGGAAUUCAAUGGUUGUAUUUGCAGUACUAUCAUUUGCCUUGUCUCGAUGGUUAGCUCACUUCAUAUACAAAAACUUCCAUUAUCAUGACUACAACCAUGCCUUUCGCUGAGGUGUGUUCCCAAAGUUCUUCAUGUCCAACUAUGUAUGUAUACAGUGAAGCUCUCCAAGAACAAAGCCACCAAAUAUAGGUACUUCGGAGGAGUGUGCAUAUAUGUCAGUGUUUGAAUCAAAGAAAAAAUUAUAAGUAUGCAGUUUGAUAUUUUUGGAGGCAUGGCACUGCUCCCUGUGGCACUCCUUCUUGAUUACCGCACUGUUGCAUUUAGUGUCAGAAUACCACUGUAUACUUCCUUGUUAGUUAAGUUACUAAAUUGAUAAGUAUUGUUUCUUUUGUAUUGUUUUUGUUUGCCUACAAAAAGGCAAGAUACUGUAUGAGAAUCAGUAUAAAAAAUUGAAUGCAAAGAAACAUUUCUCUUA
Molecule: messenger RNA, 1550 nt
Organism: Lotus japonicus
Lineage: Eukaryota; Viridiplantae; Streptophyta; Magnoliopsida; Fabales; Fabaceae
Product: protochlorophyllide-dependent translocon component 52, chloroplastic-like
Exons: 6
Coding region: 1-1185 (394 amino acids)
Molecular function (GO): chlorophyllide a oxygenase activity
Source: RefSeq, a predicted model, not a curated record